AUGAACACUUUUUCUCCUUUAGUUUCUUGUUCCUUUCAUGAAGACUUUCUGAUAAUAACUAAAUCAGCCUUUACAGAAUCCUGGUCUGGCCAGACUUGCUUCCCCAGAGACAGCUGUGGGCUUUCUUCAUCUUCUUGCUUACUGAUGAUGUCUGGCUGUGGUGUAGACUGGAGUGGAGAAGUGGACUUUUCAGAUCUUUUCUUCAUUCCUUCUUUCUUUCUGUCUUUUUAUUUCAAGGCUGUUCUCUCUUUCUUCCUUUUUUCUUUCUUUCUUUGUUCUUCAAGGCUGUUCUUUCUUUCUUCCUUUUUACUUUCUUUCUUUUUCUUUAAGACUGUUCUUUCUUUCUUCCUUUCUUUUUUCUUCAACACUGUUCUUUCUUUCUUUCCUUUUUUCUUUUUUCUUCAACACUGUUCUUUCUUUCUUUCUUCUUUUUUCUUUCUUUCUUUUUUCUUCAAGGCUGUUCUUUCUUUCUUUCUUCCUUUUCUUUUUUUCUUUUUUCUUCAACACUGUUCUUUCUUUCUUUCCUUUUUUCUUUUUUCUUCAACACUGUUCUUUCUUUCUUCUUUCUUUCUUUUUUCUUCAAAGCUUUAUCCUUUCUUUUUCUUUUUCAUUCAAGACUUUUCUUUCUUUCUUUCUUUCUUUCUUUCUUUCUUUCUUUCUUUCUUUCUUUCUUAUUGCAAAAUAUUAAUACACACAACACUUGCCUUGUCCCAAUCCAUUCUACCUUUAAAUAAAUGUUUCAUUUAUAAGUUCUUUUUUAACUGGUUUUGUUAUAUUGCGUAUCUAUCUAUCUUAGUCUCUUCAUAUCUAUCUAUAUCUAUCUAUCUAUCUAUCUAUCUAUCUAUCUAUCUAUCUAUCUAUCUCUAUAUUUAUCAAUCUGUCAAUUUUAUCUAUCUAUCUAUCUAUCUAUCUAUCUAUCUAUCUAUCUAUCUAUCUAUCUAUCUCAUAUCUAUGUUCAUAUCUAUCUCUAUAUAUAUCAAUCUGUCAAUUUUAUCUAUCUAUCUAUCUAUCUAUCUAUCUAUCUAUCUAUCUAUCUAUCUAUGUUCAUAUCUAUCUCACUAUAUAUCAAUCUGUCAAUUUUAUCUCUCUAUCUAUCUAUCUAUCUAUCUAUCUAUCUAUCUAUCUAUCUAUCUAUCUAUCUAUCUCUGUUCAUAUCUAUCUCUCUAUAUAUCAAUCUGUCAAUUUUAUCUAUCUAUCUAUCUAUCUAUCUAUCUAUCUAUCUAUCUAUCUAUCUAUCUAUCUAUCUCUGUUCAUAUCUAUCUUUGUUCAUAUCUAUCUCUUUAUAUAUCAAUCUCUGUCAAUUUUUAUCUAUCUAUCUAUCUAUCUAUCUAUCUAUCUAUCUAUCUCGAAAACUAA
Messenger RNA from Acanthosepion pharaonis, 1356 nucleotides. NCBI's taxonomy places the organism in Eukaryota, Metazoa, Mollusca, Cephalopoda, Sepiida, Sepiidae. The record is from the annotation of a GenBank genome assembly.